Molecule: messenger RNA, 634 nt
Organism: Phalaenopsis equestris
Lineage: Eukaryota; Viridiplantae; Streptophyta; Magnoliopsida; Asparagales; Orchidaceae
Product: membrane magnesium transporter
Exons: 4
Coding region: 133-453 (106 amino acids)
Cellular component (GO): EMC complex; early endosome; Golgi apparatus
Source: RefSeq, a predicted model, not a curated record
UAGCUCAACACAUCCUAAUUCCAGCCGGCGCUGCGCUUUUAAUUCCUUUGAGCUUCAUCCCAAUUCCUUGGAGAUUGAACAUUCUGCGAAACCCUGCUUCCCUCGCCAGCGAUCUCUACGUAGAGAGGAGAUAUGAGUGUCGGAGUCAUGGUGGGCGUUCUCGGGGGUCUUCUCUUCGCCCAUGCUGCUUACUUAACCAUUCAGUAUAGAGCCAUGCUCAAGAUCAUGGAGGAGGAGUUUUCCGGUCCUCCCACCAAUGUCGUGAUUGAAUUGCUUCUGGGAUUGGUACUUUGUAUGGUUGCGGGGCUUGCGGUUCCGGGGAAGUUCCACUCAAUACUGCCUGACUCGGAAGAGAACAGGGUUGUCUCAUUGCCGUCAAAUCUGGACUUUAUGAUCUUCAAUCAUCGUGGCAAGCUGUCUCCUUUUGAUCCCGAGCUCAAGUUGAAAACUUAAACUGCCUUCGAUCCGGAAGCGUAUUUCUUGCCAUUGUCCUCUAUCCAAAAGAACAAAAUUUUAAGAGAGAUUUUAGCAUAUCUUCUCCUCUUUAUUAUUGGUGUUACCAAAACUGCGAAGAGUUAGUUCAUUGUAACCUUCAAACUGACAAUACUUUUGUUUAUCUUAUUAAUUAUUUUCC